Messenger RNA from Durusdinium trenchii, 2058 nucleotides. Lineage: Eukaryota; Dinophyceae; Suessiales; Symbiodiniaceae. The record is from the annotation of a GenBank genome assembly.
AUGGCCUCCUUGAGUUCGGGAGGCCGCAAAGCCAAACACUUUGUGGACAACUGCGCUUGUGAGUGCUGCGCGGCUGUCCAAAAGCUGUUCUUGUUGCUCUUUUACGAAGGGUCGACAGAGCAGCUACGUGCACGAGCAGUUCCGGUCCUUCGCCAAGCCUAUACACAGCUCCUGGAGGGAGCCUACUUGGACCGGCUGCAAGCCACAGUUACCAGCCCUGGUACUCGUGAAGCAGCGGGAGAAGGUGCAAGCUCUCGUGGAGAGACACGGCCACCACUUGCCCGAAAGCGGCGUGUGAAAGAGGAGCCAUCCACAGAAGAAGAGAAGGAGGCUCGUUCAGGUCGUGAGCGGCGUCGGAGGAGAGACUCUGGAGACCGUCUAGGGCGUGACAGGACCAGGGUGAAGACAGAAGAGAGAGAGAAGUCAAGGAGGAGCGAGGAGCCCAAGCCAAGCCGCCGAGAGGAGCUAUUUGAAAAGGAGGAGACAAAAGAAGAAAAAGAUAGAGCAGUGGCCACUGACCCAGCGGGCUUUGGCUUGAGGCCCACCUCUAAGCCGUCACCCAGUGAACCUCGAGCCGAGGGAGAGGCAGGGUCUGAAGAGACUGAGGACGUCGAGGUUGAGGAGGCUGCAGCUGCUUCAACCAGUGCUGCGGGGGCGGAGGAGGCCCCUGGUCCGGUAGAACACCACGAGGAAUCAGAGGAGGACUUGGCCAGGCCGGCGGCGGAAGGCCCACCUGGGGACGGGUGGGUGGCAGCAAGCGAGGUCGAUUUGAGGACGUUACAAGAGAUGAAGGCAGUGCAUAUUCAAGGCAGGUAUUGGGACAACGAGGCCGAGAUCGUGGGAGAGAUCACCAAAACGCUGAUGGGGGAGGACGGAGCGUGGACAACAGUCCGGGUCCAUGGAACGUCCACCGAGAGCAUCCUCAAAUACAUCAGCGGUCAAGCAAAGAAGGAGUUACAGGUCCACCUGUGCGACAGCCCCUGUUCUACAAUGACAUGGGGGGACACUAUGCUCCAUGCCGACAGGAUCAAGGCCGUGGAGUACGAGGCUCUGCCAUGGAGCCGGAACUUAGAGAUCUCAGUUCGCGAGUCGGAGAGAGACGAGCUCGAGGUCCUGAGGAGAGAAGCCGGGGAGCGCGGCAAAGGAAGAGGAGAAGCCCCGAAGGGCGAGAAGGCAAAGAAGGAUCUCCCGGAAGAAUCGGGAGAAGAAGAAGAGGGCCGAAAGGCAGAGAAGACCAAGGCGAAGAAAAAGGAGAGGAAGAAGUUGAAGAAGGCCCGAGACAAGGUGGUUGGCAUCAAGUCCGCAGAGGCCCUCUUCGCCACGACGGGGCUCGAUCCAAAAGAGGAGACUCGGCGGAGGUUACGCCGCAAGGCCAAGAAGCUGGGCAAGCGCUCCCGGAACAAGAAGGGUUCGUCAGGAACGUCAUCGUCCAGCGGGAGCAGCGAUUCCAGCCCAACGGAGGAGGCGGAAGCGCCGGAGGAACUGUUCACACCCCUGACGGCGACACAGCGAAUCUGGCGGCGCUAUCCUGGCGUCCUUACAGCAACUAUGGUGUUGGAGGCCCAGCGCACUAUGAUGCUUCAGCUCGGGGCUUCACUCCCGGAGGCGGAGAAGGCGGGAGUGAAGCCGAUUAUUCUGCAGUACUGCAGGCAGCAGCUGUGCCAGAAUAUGAGCCCGCCGGUUGCGCGGGAGGCACUACAUUGGGCGGCGACCAUGGACAUGCUGCUGGAAGGUCGGGUAUCAUCAGCGCUGGAUGUGAUGAGCCAGCGACUCAAGAGUUUGGAGGGCUUGUCACGAGGACUUCGAGCAGAUCUACUGCGACAGAUGGAGCUGCUCCCCUUGGAGAAGGGAGGCCUGGCGUCGAACACGGAGGUGAACUUGGCCGGACAAGCAGCUCAUCAAGAGGCCAAGAUCCUCCACCGGGCGAGCAGUGCCCCGUGGGAGCGCAGCAAAGGCAAAGAGAAGAGCGGCAAAGGCAAGUGGAAAGAGGAGAGGUCCGAGAGCAAGGGCGACAAGGGCAAGAAGGACAAAGGCGAGGGCAAGAAGAAGGCCCAAUGA